AUGGCUUCAGGAACGCUGCCCGUGUCCGCGGCACUGCGCAAGAAGGUGCUCAAGGUGUUGUUCAUUUCGCUUCUGCUUGACUUGAUAUCCUUCACCUUCAUAUUACCCCUGUUCCCAAAGCUCAUCGAGUUCUACCGCAAUCACGAGACUGGCGAUCCGAACACGAUCCUUUCCAAGAUCCUCGCGGGUCUGAAUGCAUACAAGAAUUCGUUUGCGAAACCCAUCAAUUCGCGCUACGACAUUGUCCUGCUCGGCGGCGCACUCGGCUCGCUCUUCUCGAUAUGCCAGGCCGUCGCAUCGCCAGUGAUUGGCACGCUAUCAGACAAAUAUGGCAGACGCACAGCGCUUCUGUGGUCCAUGGUCGGCAAUAUCCUCAGCGUUGCGCUUUGGGUCGUAGCAACAGACUUCAGGACGUUCCUUGCUAGCCGAAUCGUCGGUGGACUGAGCGAAGGCAACGUCCAGAUCGCAAUGGCAAUAGCGACAGACAUCAGCGACGAUGCUCAGAGAGGAGCCACCAUGGCCCUGGUCGGCGUGUGCUUCAGCAUCGCGUUCACAUUCGGACCAGCACUAGGCGCAUACCUCUCCACCCUCCAAGUCAUGACCACCAACCCCUUCGCCAUGGCCGCCGGCUUCUCGCUCUUCCUCAUCGUCACAGAGACCAUCUACCUCUACAUCAGCCUCCCCGAGACGCUCCCAUCCGCGACCUCAACCUCCAACGGCUCUACCAACGGGCACGCAAAAACCCCCGCCGCCCCCAAAGCCCUCGUCCGCACAAACUCACACACGCUCCUGAAUGCCACGCACUUCACAUUCAUUCUCUUCUUCAGCGGCAUGGAAUUCUCCCUGCCCUUCAUGACCUACGACCUCUUCUCCUACCAAGCCAAAGACUCGGGCAAACUCCUCGGCUUCAUCGGGCUCGUCGCCUCGCUGCUGCAGGGUUCUGUUGUGCGCCGCAUGCACCCGCUCAAGGUCGUGCAGAUGGGCGUGGUCAGCUGCACGAUUGCGUUCGUCAUGCUGGGCCGCGUACAGACUCAGGGCGCGUUGUAUGGUGCUGCGGCGCUGCUGGCGGUUACGAGUGCGACGGUGGUGACGGGCUUGAAUAGUCUGAGCUCGUUUGAGGCAAGUGCUGGGGAGAGGGGGAAUAAGUUGGGGAAUCAUAGGAGUUUUGGGCAAGCUGGACGAGCCCUCGGGCCCUUGAUUUUCUGUACGCUCUACUGGUGGGCGGGACGGGAGACGGCGUAUGCCAUGGGCGCGGCAGGCAUGGUGGCUGUGAGCGGACUUGUGUUCGGUGGACUGAAGGUCCCGCCGGGUACAGAGAACGUAGGCAAGAAGGUCAAGGUUGUGGAGAAGUCGUGAGAUGACAUUAUUGUAAAUAUGUAUGAUAUCUUGCAGUUGGAUGUUGUGACUAGCCACUGCAUGUAAGUAGAAAGAAAGCUGUACAUCCUUUUUUGCUUGCUGAAAA
This is a messenger RNA of Parastagonospora nodorum SN15, 1462 nucleotides long. RefSeq lists its product as hypothetical. Gene Ontology annotation, molecular function: transmembrane transporter activity. Gene Ontology annotation, cellular component: brush border membrane. The transcript has 3 exons. Bases 1 to 1356 code for a protein of 451 amino acids. The record is from RefSeq and is a predicted model, not a curated record. Lineage: Eukaryota; Fungi; Ascomycota; Dothideomycetes; Pleosporales; Phaeosphaeriaceae. Gene Ontology annotation, biological process: transmembrane transport.